AUGAACAACCUAAGAGACUGUUUUCUCCUUUUGGAUAUGUUACAUAUGGGGUCAUUGGAUCCUUACAAUCUUGACGAAGAGAAAGACAAUGUGUAUAUCAUGGAUCCUCUUGGGGCUCGUCACCCUCAUGAUGUGUGGAAAUGUAUUGUAAACGCGUAA
Prunus armeniaca (apricot) is the source of this 159-nucleotide messenger RNA. Lineage: Eukaryota; Viridiplantae; Streptophyta; Magnoliopsida; Rosales; Rosaceae. The record is from the annotation of a GenBank genome assembly.